This is a messenger RNA of Anarrhichthys ocellatus (wolf-eel), 2847 nucleotides long. It is a transcript of the gene slc25a28, whose product is annotated as solute carrier family 25 member 28. Gene Ontology annotation, molecular function: ferrous iron transmembrane transporter activity. NCBI's taxonomy places the organism in Eukaryota, Metazoa, Chordata, Actinopteri, Perciformes, Anarhichadidae. The transcript is spliced from 4 exons. Bases 187 to 1392 code for a protein of 401 amino acids. The record is from RefSeq and is a predicted model, not a curated record. Gene Ontology annotation, cellular component: mitochondrial membrane. Gene Ontology annotation, biological process: iron import into the mitochondrion.
UCUGUGUGUAUUUGUCCGCCACGGCCUCCCUUGCUUGGCCCUGGCUGGGAAGUAAAGAGGCGGGGAGGGAAUGGUGUAGCAGGCAGGACGCUGUAAUACCACUCCACGGGAAUGUGAAACUUUAGGACUGAAACCACCCACAAGACGUAGUGUCUGCUUGCCUAAAUACUUUUUACGUGGUUUCUCAUGGAAGCAGAUGGAUUUGUGAGGAAGCGUCGGAUGACAGCGGAGACUACAGGCAAUGAUCCCGGGGUUGCUGGUGCAUCUGCCGGGGCAGAAGUUCGAUGGCUGGGGGGCAGAUUCUGGGGAGUUUCGGAAAGUAUCGUGGGAAGCCUGACACCCCGGAUCGGAGGGGAAACGGAGCUACAGACUGUUGAUUUCAUCCGUAGUGCACAAGAUGCACAACCAGAGGACACUGAACCAGACUAUGAGGGUUUGCCACAGGGAGCUUCCACUAGCACCCACAUGUUGGCUGGAGCCGUGGCCGGGAUCAUGGAGCAUUGCCUCAUGUUCCCCAUCGACUGUGUCAAGACACGCAUGCAGAGCCUCCAGCCCGACCCCGCAGCCCGCUACAGGAACGUGAUGGAUGCUCUCCGACGAAUUGUUGCCACAGAGGGAGUCUGGCGACCAAUGCGAGGGCUGAAUGCAACCGCAGUUGGGGCAGGGCCUGCCCAUGCCCUCUAUUUUGCCAGCUAUGAGAAACUCAAAAAGACUCUAAGUGAUGUCAUUCACCCAGGGGCUAACAGUCAUUUGGCUAAUGGAACAGCUGGGUGUGUGGCCACACUGCUUCACGAUGCUGUCAUGAACCCAACUGAAGUUGUGAAGCAGCGCAUGCAGAUGUAUAAUUCGCCUUACCGCGGCGUGAUGGACUGUAUACGCGCCGUGUGGCAGAAAGAGGGCCCCGCUGCGUUCUACCGCAGCUACACCACCCAGCUCACCAUGAACGUGCCCUUCCAGGCGCUCCACUUCAUGACCUAUGAGUAUCUUCAGGAGCUGCUCAACCCCCACAGACAGUACAAUCCCUCGUCCCACAUGUUGUCCGGAGCUUUGGCUGGUGCCAUCGCGGCUGCGACCACCACGCCUCUGGACGUCUGCAAGACCCUGCUCAACACCCAGGAGUCUCUAGCCCUCAGCUCCCUGUCUUCUGGCCAAGGCCCCGGUCAGAGCCAAGGCCCAGGAGCCCACAGACACAUCUCGGGCCUUGCCCACGCCUUCAGGACUGUUUACAGGCUGGGCGGCCUGAAGGGCUUCUUCAGGGGAGUCCAGGCGAGGAUCAUCUACCAGAUGCCCUCCACAGCCAUCAGCUGGUCUGUCUAUGAGUUCUUCAAGUAUGGACUCACCAAGCACCAGCACAACAAGAGGAAAACGCAGCACAUGGAGGCUGAGAUCUAGAUUUCUCCUUUGUUCAUUCUCCUCUAAUAAUGUUCUGGCCUCCCUGUGAGGAGAAGAUGAAGUCAAUACGCACAUAGAGUCUGACUAAAAUCCAGCUCAGUUGUCCCAUGCUUUUCAGACAUAGCAGAUAAGAAAGACCUCUUCAAAGACUGCUUGAGCGGUUACAUUUCUGCCAAGAUAAUUCAAGACUAGGUGUGGUUUGAGUUAUGUUGUUUUCUCCUCUAUAAGAACAUAUUUACACAGUGUUAUAGAAGUAGUUCAUCCUUCAAGAUUUAUUCUUUGAAGCUAUUCUAGUGACCACUACGUUUAUCCAAGCUGAGGGUAAAUGUCAAGAACGCACAAGUUUUGAGUUGGAAAGGUAGUCAGCAGAGGGCAGUAGUGUUACUUUGUUAACUCUUGUAGAUUCAGAAGCUUUGCUGUCCUAGGACCAGUUUUUUCUGCCCAUCCAAGCCAUGACAUUAAAACCCUCUCUGGAUUAAUCAAUACAGCCCUUUUUUAAUAUAUCACAUACUAUUCUUCCAGUAAUCCAAGACAGGUUCACUUACUAGAUUGGGCUACACACAGGCAUUCCGUCUUUGAUGAAAUUUAAUAGUAUUUAAGCCAUUUAGAAUCAAAAGCAAGUUAACCACAGCUGACAACAUGUUGUUGCACACAUUCAUUUCCUGUCAUGGAUCAGUUUCCAGAUGCCUCUGCUGAGGUGCAAUGAAACCCUUCCAACAAGGCAAAAGAUAAGACCAUCUUUUAUAUCUUGGUUAAUUGAAAUCAAUUAAAUCAUUAAAACUGUAAAUAUAGUCCAGUAGUAUUUGAUGAUUUAAAGUAAUUAUUUAACAAAAAAAGACUAUUGACCUGAGUUGGGGUCCCUUUUUUCUUUUGCUAUUGGCAGUUAAAUGAAUAAUUAUCAUAUUUUUCCCUCUUUCAAAUGUCGAAGUCCAAGAUUGUUCCCUAUAAUAUAAUUGGGCAGAAAAUACAAAUAUUCAGUGUGUCUGAUUAGUGUGUUUAAUUUAUUUUUAAUGAUUUUGAUUCCUUAAAUUGUAUUUUAUUUCCAGCAAUUGAAUUGCUUUAAACUUUCCCUUUUAUUCUCCCCCCCCAUGUAUGUGUUUAAUCCACCCUUGGAUCAUCCAAAUACACACCAUUAAUGCCUUGUGUAUAUGUUUGGCAGAGCAAACCAGGGCAGCAUUAAAACGGCCAUUUCUGUGCAUUAACUGAAGCUUUCAGCCUGUUUUCAGCUUGUGAACUACUCGAUAUCUGUGCUUGACCUCAAAGGUUGUGUUCAUUGUUCUGUGCCCAAAAGGAGUUCAGUAUACCACCAGAUCUGUAUCUUUACCCUCAUUGAGUACACAUAAAUGGAAGCUGUCAUUCUUAUUGAUUGAUGUCUGAUUGUUUCUGACACUGAAUUGCACUCGUUGAAUAAAGACUGAGCAGUGGGGCUCUACUCACUGCUCAUAAAUGAUGGGA